Hypanus sabinus (Atlantic stingray) is the source of this 1626-nucleotide messenger RNA. RefSeq lists its product as uncharacterized. The record is from RefSeq and is a predicted model, not a curated record. The coding region runs from base 512 to 1447 and encodes 311 amino acids. The transcript has 10 exons. NCBI's taxonomy places the organism in Eukaryota, Metazoa, Chordata, Chondrichthyes, Myliobatiformes, Dasyatidae.
CUGAUUGUGAUCCUGAUAAUUUGAUAACCGGGAUCAGCAAAGCUGUGGAUGAUACCACGAUUUGCAAAAGAAUUUUACGAGGAUGUUGCAGGGAUUUGAGGAUCUGAGUUAGAGAGAAAGAUCGAAUAGGCUAGCACUUUAUUCCCUGGAAUGUAGAAAAUUGAGAGGAGAUUUAAUAGCGGUAUACAAAAUUAUGAGGGGUAUAGGUAGGACAAAUGCAAGCAAGCUUUUGCCACUGAGAUUGGGUGAGACUAUAACAGGAGCUAAUGGGUUAAUAGAAGUUUAAGGGGAAUGAGGGGAAAUUUUUGCCACUUUCUAAGGAAUUUGUACAUUCUUCCUGUGACCACAUGGGUUUCCUCCCAUGGUCCAAAGACAUACCGGUUGGAGUGUGGUGUAGAGGAGGAAGUUCAUAUUCAUGAGAGCUGACAGCACAGCUGAAGAGUGGAGCGGCAACGGGAGGGCAAGCACAGACGUUAACAGCAGACCCCAGUAACCGCUGAUAUCCAACAGCAUGCUGUUGUAUCUACUCAUCAGCCUACUGGGGGUCAUUGUGCUCUUGGCCACGGCCCUCUACCUGAUCAGUCAGUCUCAUUCCCAACAGCUUUCCGAGGUGUCCCAGCUGAAUGCUGAACAGGAUCUCAUGCAGUCAAGUGUUGUGUUUGGCAACAUAUCGGGAAAAGUGGAAACACCAAAUUCUAGUGAGGUGUUUAAUGAGUUGGUCACAAUUCAGUCUUCAUUAGGUGAUGAUCACUCUUUGCUGCUCCGGAGAUCGAAACAGCGCUCCGUCCUCUCACGCCUCAAGCUCUCCACAUUCAGAUCAAAGAAAGCCGAGUGGAGCCAAGGGUCCAAGGCUACCCCCGAGAGGAGCGUGGCUGAGGUUUCCUCACUGGGAGGAUCAGUGACCUCGGUGACCACGCAAGUGACCCAGAUUCCAGCCCCAGUCGGUCAGGAUGAGAAAGCAGCAGAUAGGAGCAAGAGUCUGAAGCUGCCCCCAGCAGAGACCACACUCUCAUCGAAGAUGGAUGUGACCCAGAUCCCAGCAGUGACUCCCCACAGUGACAAUGAGUCCCCCACUCAGCUAGAGAUAACCGUGGUCAAGCUGGAUAAAACAGAGAUCGAACCAGAGACAACAGUGGUCAAGCCCCUGCCACUCCCUCUGGCCAAGACUGAGGUGGUCCCUCCCGCACAGCCGUUUCUGCCAUCCCAUCAGACCACCUCUCCGAAGAAGGGCCGUCAGCCUAUCCCGCGGCCCCGAAAGCAGCUGGAGGAAAUUGGCAGGCUGUCAAAUGGCAAAAUGGAAAGGGAACAGAUGGUGAAGGAAAUUCCCAGUGAUCAACAGAGUCACUCAGAGCAAGAACCCCAAAGGAACGCAAGAAACUGGGGAAAAAGAGCAAAGUUCAGCCAAGGUUACGGAUCAAGCCCAGCACGAUGCUCAGUGUCGGUGUAACGGACCUGUGGUCAGACCCCACCCAAUCUGGCACAUCCAAGGUGCCUGAGGCUGGAUCCGAUGUGGAGUCAGAGACCAAUCUUGAGAUGUGGAUCACGCAGCUCGAGGCCCCGCAGAGUUCAAAAUUCAAUGAGGAGCAAACUCAGCUACCCCAGCCAAGUAAGGUAAUACUUCCUGUC